AUGGCGACAACAACACUCCUCUUCCGCCGGAACCUCCUUCGACCCAGCGCAUUCGCUAAGCCAACAACCUACAGGGCUACGCGAUUCCAAAGCACCCUCCCCCACGAUCGCACCCUCAUUACGCCCGCCGAACUCGACGCCGCGCUCAAGUCCAAUGCUCCGUCUAAACUCUCCACAGCCCCUAAAACAGUCCCAGUCUGCGGGACAUGGUUCCUCCCCAACGAUCCACAGAAGCGCAACGGCUACGAAGUAUUCAAGAAAGCGCACAUCCACAACGCGCGCUUCUUCGACCUAGACAAAGUCGCCGACACCUCUAGCCCGUACCCGCACAUGCUGCCUUCGCCGGAAGUGUUCCAGGAAGCGAUGUGCGACUUGGGGAUCAACCGAGACGACACAGUGGUAGUCUACGACUCAGCGGAACUAGGCAUCUUCUCCGCGCCGCGGGUGGCAUGGACGUUCAAAGUGUUCGGACACCCGGCGGUGUAUCUGCUGAACAAUUUCAAGCUGUGGGUGGAGCAGGGGUAUGCGGUGGAGGGAGGCGAGCAAGGGAAGUUCGAGCGGACGCAGUAUCCGACGCCGCAGCUAGAUGGGAGUAGAGUGUCUGGGUUUGAGGAUGUGAGGAAUGUGGCGUUCGACCAUAAUAAGGAGGGUAGGGAGGAUGUGCAGAUACUGGAUGCGAGGCCGGGAGGGAGAUUUAAGGGUACCGAUCCGGAGCCUAGGCCUGGAUUGUCGUCAGGGCAUAUGCCGGGCGCUGUGUCGAUACCUGUACCCGAGCUGUUGGAUCCGGAGACCAAGGCGUAUCUGUCGCCGGAGCAGUUGAGGAAGGUGUUUGAGCAGAAGGGCGUGGAUCCGAAUAAGCCCGUUAUCUCGAGCUGUGGGACUGGCGUGACAGCGACGGUGAUUGAUACAGCCCUGGCGGAGGCAGGGUACGGUGAUGGCGUGCGGCAAGUCUACGACGGCAGCUGGACGGAGUGGGCACAGCGUGUUCAAGCGAGCGAGAACCUGAUUGUGAAAUCGGAAUGA
Messenger RNA from Saxophila tyrrhenica, 1023 nucleotides. RefSeq lists its product as uncharacterized. Gene Ontology annotation, cellular component: mitochondrion. The coding region runs from base 1 to 1023 and encodes 340 amino acids. The transcript has a single exon. The record is from RefSeq and is a predicted model, not a curated record. Gene Ontology annotation, molecular function: thiosulfate-cyanide sulfurtransferase activity. Lineage: Eukaryota; Fungi; Ascomycota; Dothideomycetes; Mycosphaerellales; Extremaceae.